Messenger RNA from Stylophora pistillata, 817 nucleotides. Its product is annotated as carbonic anhydrase 2-like. The record is from RefSeq and is a predicted model, not a curated record. Gene Ontology annotation, biological process: one-carbon metabolic process. NCBI's taxonomy places the organism in Eukaryota, Metazoa, Cnidaria, Anthozoa, Scleractinia, Pocilloporidae. Gene Ontology annotation, molecular function: carbonate dehydratase activity; zinc ion binding.
GUAUAAACAAAAAUUUGAGGAAUUUUUUCAAUCAGUCAGAAAGGCUCGAUCCGUAAAAGUGAACCUUUGUUUUCAAAUUUGCUGAUAUUCUGUGGAUGGCCUGAAGUAAAGACAAGCACUAACCUAAAGUAAUGUUUUACGAAAAAUAUUUGCACAAUUAUUGUAUACUUUAAUUUUCUUUGAAGGAAUGUUGCUGUUAUUGUUGUUGCUAUCAGCUUUUGGUGUGGCAGUGGGCAACCAAUGCGAAGAACUGCAAGAUGGUGAAUUUUUCAGCUACGGAGAAACUACUUCAGAAGCUCCUGGUCCGUCAGAUUGGUAUAAAAAAUGGAGGCAAUGUGGUGGUAAUCGGCAAUCUCCGAUCAACAUCGACACGAGUCGGGUGAGGCACAGACAUUUCCGAACUCUGAAAAUAGAAUUCGACAGACUGGGCGGCCUGGUCAGUGGGGAGUUAAAAAACAAUGGAAACGCUCCCACUUUUUUCGUAGACAAGGACAAGGGAACAGCGAGACUGAAAGGAAGUCGUCUUUCAGACAGAUACGUGCUUACUAAUUUCCACGUGCAUUUCGGAUGUGAAAACGACCGGGGAUCAGAGCACACUCGUAAUGGCCACCGUUUUGCUGCCGAGAUUCAUUUUGUGUUUGAGGGUUCAAGAGGACGGUUUGCAGUCGUAGCUGUAUGGCUCAGGGCUUCUAAAAAUGAAAACACUAUUCUGGGAAGGUUGGCAAAUCAGAUGCACAAGAUUAUUGAUGUUGGUANCCCUCCCCGCGGGAUGCCUGUUGUUAUCCACGAAUUAGAACAAACCCAAGUUAAUACAUAA